AUGUCCCUGGCGAGCCUCAGCAUGAGAGGUUGCGCCGGAGGCAACCUGUAUGCUGGUACGCUAGACAUCCAUGGCAAGCCCAACGGAAAGGGCGUGCUGUACAACCUGGACACUGGGGAGUGCGAUGUGGGCACGUACAACGCUGAACUCAAGCAGACAGGGGCCGGCGUGCGCUUCAGCCGAGACAGGGAGGAGGCCUAUGCCUUGGACAGCGGCAAGGUGAAGGAAAAGAUCCCAGCCAUGAGCAGCGCCCUAGAUCGCGCGGGUCUCAAGGCGCCGCCAGCGGCGCAGCACAAGGAUGCGAUCCCGGCAGCCUUCGGCUAUAGCGAGCAGCGAUCGGAACAGGUCAAAGCAUG
Molecule: messenger RNA, 356 nt
Organism: Symbiodinium natans
Lineage: Eukaryota; Dinophyceae; Suessiales; Symbiodiniaceae
Source: the annotation of a GenBank genome assembly